Molecule: messenger RNA, 891 nt
Organism: Vavraia culicis subsp. floridensis
Lineage: Eukaryota; Fungi; Microsporidia; Pleistophoridae
Exons: 1
Coding region: 1-561 (186 amino acids)
Source: RefSeq, a predicted model, not a curated record
AUGGUGCAGCCGUUCAUUUUUAAGUUGGCUAAAAAAUUUUGGCCUAAAUCACGGUUUUUGAUGAGAAAAAAAGCACUGACAGACUACAAAUGCAACAGAACUUUUACUGAGGCUUUUGUUCGGGACCUAAAAGCAAUGAAAUCGGAAUUUGCACAAGAGCCAACACACGAGAAUCUCUCCAAUAUUGAACAAAAAUACGGAUUAGAUCUUGUACGAUGUUUCCAUGAAAACAGCAAGAAACAUGUGCUCUACAACAUAGUUUAUACGCUGAUUAUUGAGCAUUUGACAGUCAACACCAGAUGCAAAAGUACACUUCUUUAUAUUUUUCUCCUACAUUUUUUCUUCACCAGCCAGAUAAAUGACAUAACCUACAUAAACAUUACAAUUGAAGACCUGGAAAGAAUCAACACGAUUCAAAAUCCAUUCUUUGUGUUCUAUUUGAGUGAUCUCAAAGGAAAAGGUGCGUUUGACGUGCAUUUUCAUCCGAAUGAUUUUUUUCUACGAACCAUCACGGCUGAGGUGGAUGACAUUGAGCAAUCAAUGGAGAAUAUCUUGACAUAGCACAGUGAGAUGCACCAUCUCGGCGUGUUGGGUGAUGAGUGAAGAAGUAUUUAAAACGAGGACACGAAAGCGUUGUUUCUAAUGAAUAGAUGUACGAUAGUUGGUCAUAUUUGUUGUGAGGAUGCUGGGUGCCCUACAUAACAUGUACGAUGGCAGGUAUUGUUCAUCUCAGCGGAUAGAGCGCCACUAAUCGAUCACACUAUGAGUGGCGAGCAUCGGUUCCAAAUUGUUUUUGUAAUUGCUCGUUUAAAUGUGUAAACUGAACUACGCGCAACAUUGUAUCAAAAGGAUUUGGCAACAAAAAUAAGUUUGGCUCAUCUUAAACUGGAA